AUGCCAUUGUCAGACUGGCUAUGGAACCGCAACACGCACCAAAAAGAUGACGGCGAACGUAUACUGCCAGCGUUGCCCGUGCAGCAUGCCACGAAGGACGAAGCCGAGCAUAAACAAGCAUCACGAUCACAAUUCCUGGAGCCUCGAAUCAUUACAGCCUGUGUGAUCACUGCUGGAGCGACCUUCGCGGCUCUACGUUUCUACCGAAUGUACCUGAAGCGAGUACCGACCGCAGGCCACAUCAAGCCAACAGAUUUCCACAAACGGAGUCUAUAUGGCUACGUGACUAGUGUUGGUGAUGGGGAUGGCUUCCACCUCUUCCAUACGCCAGGUGGUCCUUUGGCAGGGUGGGGUUGGUACAGAGGUAGAAGGCCACAAGAGAGUGACAGGAAGAAAUUAAAGGAUCAGACUAUCUCACCUUACGGUCCUGAGGCUCUGGCGUGGCUGAGGAGUGCGAUACAAGGGACGUAUGUGCGGACGCAGGUUCACAGGGUUGAUCAGUAUCAGCGAGUGGUGGGGACUGCGUAUCGACGGAAGUGGCUGUUCUUUCGGUCGGAUAUUGGGCUGGAGAUGCUGAAACUUGGACUGGCUACUGUGUAUGAGGCAAAGAGUGGCGCGGAAUUUGGAGGGAAGGAGGAGGUGUAUAGAGCUGCUGAGAAGAAGGCAAAGAGCAGAGGCGUCGGCAUGUGGCAGAAUCCUGGGUUGGUAGGGAGAUUACUUGGGCGUAAGGCGACUGCUGUCGAGACGCCGAGAGAGUAUAAGACAAAGGUCGCUGCAAAGGAGAGGGAAGUGCAGGUGGGAGACAAGAAGGUUUGA
Messenger RNA from Recurvomyces mirabilis, 816 nucleotides. It is a transcript of the gene LCL3, whose product is annotated as putative endonuclease lcl3. Bases 1 to 816 code for a protein of 271 amino acids. Gene Ontology annotation, cellular component: mitochondrion; cytoplasm. NCBI's taxonomy places the organism in Eukaryota, Fungi, Ascomycota, Dothideomycetes, Mycosphaerellales, Teratosphaeriaceae. The transcript has 2 exons. The record is from RefSeq and is a predicted model, not a curated record.